CUUGUCAGGUUCAUUCGCGCACAGGCUGCGCACUGGGGCAUAGGUAACUGCUAAAUAGUUAUUGGAAUGGAUCUGAAUGACUGAGUUGACAAAUAUGCCACCAUUUUAGUUUUUUAGAUUUGAAAUGUAAUAUAUUAUUAUGUGGCUAUUUCCAUUACAUCAGGAGCUAUGGAUCGACUUGGUGAAUGGAGUUUCAAACCGAAGAAGAUGAAAGUGGAAUUGGAGGAUGGUUUUUAUUUUGAUUAUGAUGCGGGAGAAAUAUCUGAUUAUCAAGACCCCAAUCAACUUUUAGCUGCUUUGAAACAAAAGGAGGAAGAAAUCAUUUUGGCGGCCCAGCUGGGAAAUGCAUUGCUUUUAGAAAAUCGUCAGUUCAAAGAACAGAGCGACAAACUAAAUGAACAGUAUGCAUACAAACUUGAGGAGUUGGAGCAGAGCAGGCAUGAUCUGCGGUUGAAGCUGGAGGGUUGCCAGUCUGGGUGGGUGAGCCAGGUUGGGGACCUGGAGAGAGACAUGAGGGAUCUGAGUGGCCAGGUGGCCAGGCUGACCCAGGCCCUGACCGACGCAGAGAGGGACAAGACCAGGGCCCAGGAGGAAGACGCAGAACACACCCAGCGCCUCAGAGAACAGCUCAGCACCGCGAUGGAGGUGGAGAGGGCAAUGACCAGUCAACUGCAGACCAUGAAACUGGAGCUCCGUCAGAGAGGCCACCAUAACAGACCACAGGAUGAGGAGCUGCUCAGUGCCAUGAAUGAGCAGGUGGUGCGUCUGUCCCAGAGGGGUCAGGCUCUAGAGGAGCAGCUGGAGAGUGUGUGUCAGGAGAACGCAGACCUACGGGACAGACUGGCCUCCCUACACACACGCUCCGCUCUACAGGACCAACACAACCAGCAGCAGAGCCAACAGCUGACGGAGGCAUGGCAGGAGGCUGCGGCUGCGAGGGGGCGUUCCCAGCAGCUUCAGGUCCAGGUGGAGGAGCUGCAGGAGGAGGUCUCUCUGCAGUACAGGAGUAGCCAUGGAAACACAUCCCUACUGUCUGAGCUGGAGACCAGUCUGGACACCAUGGGCUUGGGCCAUGACAGAGAACAGAUGACCCAGGAGGUUCUGUCCAUCCUGGAGCUCCUGCGACCCCUGACCCGGGUAGUGAAGACUCCAGAGAGGUCAGAGUUUAUAGGUCAGGAGGAAGGAGAUCUGCAGGCCAUGCUCCUACAGUUAAAGGGUUUAGCUCAGAAACUGGCCAACCACACCCACAUCCCACAGCUCCAGGAAGAGAAUGCUGAGCUGAGGCUGAGGCUCGGAAACAGACAGGAUGAAGAAGAGGUGGCCCAACAAGCCAUCAGAGAUAGAGAUGAAGCCAUAGCUAAGAAGAACCUGAUGGAGGCGGAGCUGGUGAGGAGUAAGAAUGACAUGAUGUGUCUGAACAACCAGUUGCUGGAGGCUAUACAACGCAAGUUGGAGCUGUCUCAGGAGCUAGAGGCCUGGCAGGACGAUAUCCAGAUCAUCAUCAACCAGCAGCUGAGGACCCAGCAGCAGUUGGAGCAGGUCGAGAAGAAGCCUGCCUCUAACCCCAUGUCCUUCUGGAGGAGACCCAGCACAGCUUCCUCAACCAGGCCCCGCCGGCCCUCCUCCUCCCCCGCUUCCUGGACCUCAGAAGCUGGGCAAGAGAAGCCCCAGUCUCCCUGGAGAAACUGGCUUCGACGGGGCAAGGCGACACAGCCAGGCAAAUAGUAUGCUGGAAUGUCUGUUGCUUCACCUUGGAGGACUGGCACAUAGCACAGAAAUGUCUUGACCAGCUGGCCAUUGAAGAAGGCGAGUUGAGUCAUCACCUCAAGAACAAGCUGGUGGAACACUACUGAGUGGAACUAUCAGUCUUGGUAGAUAGAGUACCAAGCAAAACAGGAUAGGCUGAACACUCAGUAAUGUUAUAUAGUAGACUUCAGUAGAGUAUUAGAAUUCAAGACCAUGGUGUGUUGGAAACAAGGACCAGAUAAGAGCCCUAAUGGACAAAGAGUUAUCAGUAAGUAGACAGUAGUUUCCCCACUGUCACUGAAAAUAACCUAAGAACAUUCAAAGCAUGUUAGAGCAGGUUAAAAAGCCUCUAGCAUGGUAAAUGCUAGAAUGGCCAGGGAGUCACACACUAGGAUAGUAAUUGCUAGCAUAGCCAGGGAGUCACACACUAGGAUAGUAAUUGCUAGCAUGGCCAGGGAGUCACACACUAGGAUAGUAAUUGUUAGCAUAGCCAGGGAGUCACACACUAGGAUAGUAAUUGUUAGCAUAGCCAGGGAGUCACACACUAGGAUAGUAAUUGCUAGCAUGACCAGGGAGUCACACACUAGGAUAGUAACUGCUAGCAUGGCUAGGGAGUCACACACUAGGAUAGUAAUUGCUAGCAUGGCCAGGGAGUCACACACUAGGAUAGUAAUUGCUAGCAUGGCCAUGGAGUCACACACUAGGAUAGUAAUUGCUAGCAUGACCAGGGAGUCACACACUAGGAUAGUAACUGCUAGCAUGGCCAGGGAGUCACACACUAGGAUAGUAAUUGCUAGCAUGGCCAGGGAGUCACACACUAGGAUAGUAACUGCUAGCAUGACCAGGGAGUCACACACUAGGAUAGUAACUGCUAGCAUGGCCAGGGAGUCACACACUAGGAUAGUAACUGCUAGCAUGGCCAGGGAGUCACACACUAGGAUAGUAACUGCUAGCAUGGCCAGGGAGUCACACACUAGGAUAGUAACUGCUAGCAUGGCCAGGGAGUCACACACUAGGAUGGUGAGUUACGACAACGAAAGAUGUUUAGAAGUUGUGCCCGUCUUCUGCCUUAUAAUGAAGUCAUUGAUGCCCGAGAUUGUAAAUGUAUGUGUGAAUGUCAAUGUUUGAAAGAAUACUGACAGUAUUUGCUCAGACUAAUUAUUUCAUCCAAGCAAGUUGAUAGAGUGACUGGACUCCAAUCAUAACACAUAAUGAAUGUUGUAAAUAUUUAGGCUUUUAGAAACGCAGAGGAUCCAGAUCUAAGUGAUAUUCCACUUAAAUGUAAAUGUAAAUGUAAUACGAUUAAAUGUUGCCUGCUGUCGAUGCAAAAUGUUUGCCAUUAUGUAUUCAUAGAAAACAGGCCUUAGUAGAACAUAACCAAAUACAAAAUUGGUGCUCAUAAAUAAACCAAUCAUCUACAGAAUGUCAUGAAAUGUUGUGGGAACUAGAUACAUUAUGAACUAUGUCCAAAAUGCAUUUCUUGCAUUGCAUUCUUACCUUAUGUGCCUUAGUUUUUGCCACACUACUGAAGGGGACAUUUUGGGGGAAGGGUGCAAUAUAGAUCAAUAUAGAUCAACGAUAUAGAUCAACUCUGACUAGGAUGGUCAGGUCAUAUAAGGUAUUUUGAUGAAAGUACCAGAAUAAUCUAAUGGACCGAAUGCAUGCAAUAUGCUGUCAAUACAUGAUGUAAGUUGGUCCUGUUGUACAUCAACAUUUGCUAAUUGUUUAUUUUCAUUUAUGUUUUUAUUGACAGAAUCAGAAUGUCCUCCGAUUAUUUGAUUUAGUAAAAAACACAGGACAAUGUUGAUUGAAUGACUGAAACGUCUAGAUUCAUAUGACUUAUUGUUGUAAUAUAUGAAUGUUAUCAAAGUCCAUGCAUGUUGUUGUGUAUCAUGAUGUAUGUAGAUGGUGUUUAAGUAAAUAGUAAGUGACUUGCCUAGUUAAAUAAAAAAUCUAUACUUAAAUGAUUUAUUUUUAUUAGUGAACACAGAAUGUCCUUUACACUGAAAAUAAAGUCAUGUUUCAUACAGUA
Oncorhynchus gorbuscha (pink salmon) is the source of this 3778-nucleotide messenger RNA. RefSeq names its product BICD family-like cargo adapter 1. Lineage: Eukaryota; Metazoa; Chordata; Actinopteri; Salmoniformes; Salmonidae. The coding region runs from base 169 to 1725 and encodes 518 amino acids. The record is from RefSeq and is a predicted model, not a curated record. Gene Ontology annotation, biological process: vesicle transport along microtubule; Golgi to secretory granule transport. The transcript has 9 exons.